AUGAAACUCAAUCCCGUCGACGGGGAAGGGGAAAACACCCUAUCCCAGAUCGAAGAGACCAUACGGGUCUUUAGUGAUUUCAUCAACCAUCAUGUCCCCUCUACCUAUUACCGAGCUCCCAUCAUCGAUCAUUGGAAGCCUUCAGAUUACUCGCAGCGUGAGGUGGCUGGUAUGAGUAGGUUCUUAGGUCAACUCAGCACUGAAAGAGCUCACCUCAAUGCUCUGACAUCACAGGUCAUAAGCACCUCUAAGGGCGCCACUAACUCCAACUACCCAAACCUUCGUGACAUGUGUAACGCAUUCAUGAAUUCCACCCCACCGUACAUCGGUAUAUGCCAGAAUAUGAAAUCACCUUGUGGGAAAGAAAUCAGAGUGGACAUCAUAGCUGCUGGAGGAAAACAAUGGAUAAAGGUCAACUCUAUACAAGAAUCUCGUCUUUUGACUGAAUUUCGAUCUCAAGAUAUGGAAGCUAUCAGUAAAGCAAUGGAAGAAGAUGAUGAUUUUCAUCAAACGGCCCUUGAAACUCUCAAUUUGAAUCAAAAAAAACAACAAUUGAAUUGUUCCCUGAUCGAUCGAGCGCAAAGUCUAGUUGAAGCUGCUCAGAGUGCAUCCCAAGAUCUAUUCGGUUCCCUUCGCUCCAUUCAGAUCUACUUCACUUAUACCCGCCUACCCUUCAAACCCCGUGAUCUUUAUCAAGACCCCCGCAUCCCUUCCACUCUAGAAACCAUACACUCUUUGGGUGUUCAACAGAUCAUCGCCGUCGGGGCACCACCGAAGAUUCCUCCUCCUUGUGUAUAUCCAACACUCAUCCCUUCUAGAAAUAUACUACUUGAUCUCUCCGUCUUGAUCGCUAUAUGUUGUGACUCGUCGCAUCACCCAUUACCUACUUCAGAGGAGGAUGUGGACAGAAGAUUUCGCGCUAUGGAAAAGGACUCAAACGGGGUCAGAUUAGAACCACAUUCCAACGUGUCCAAAGAUCUGAAAGAACAUCUCGUAUCGGAGAUGGAUCAUCCUCUCAUCCAAGAACUCCAAUCUCGCCUAGGUGCCUUAGGUGGAAAAGGUGAAAUUGGGUUUUGGGUGACCGAAGAAGUCAAAAGUCGGUUCCCACGCAUCAUCAACGUCAUAGGUGGACCUGGAGAGAAACGAAGAGCAAAAGCUCUCUUCGAGGAUGAUCCUCAGACCUUUUGGAAGGGGAGCCGAUGGGAAGGAAACGAAGGACCUUUGAAAUUCAUUCAUGUUCGAUCUUUACCAUCACCUGCGACGGGCGUUUAUACAGGAAAUUAUCAUUUCCUUUCAGCAUUCGAUCGUCGUCUAGUUCAAACAUGCCAAAAAAUGUUGGAAAAAGGAGCAGAAGCUGAUUCUGGGCCUCGAUCACGUGCGAGAAGGAAGAUGAAAGCGAAACCUGGGACAACGAAAUUACCCUCUGCUCAUACACUACGAACCAUGAUGGAAGGCGUCAAAUGCGGCUGGACAGUAUUGACCAAUAAUCGUGGUUCGGUUGGGAAGGUGGUUCGUGAGAUAGGUGUGUAUGAAGGAUUACCAGAGGAAGAUCUGGGGAAGAUGACUCAGAGGGCUAGAUUGUGGGUGGUGAAUCCUUCCAGUUUAGCAGAAUGGAGUAGGAUAGAAGUCGAAGAGAAGAAUUCACGUGUCAUGUCUUAA
This is a messenger RNA of Tremella mesenterica DSM 1558, 1659 nucleotides long. RefSeq lists its product as uncharacterized. The record is from RefSeq and is a predicted model, not a curated record. The coding region runs from base 1 to 1659 and encodes 552 amino acids. The transcript is spliced from 4 exons. Lineage: Eukaryota; Fungi; Basidiomycota; Tremellomycetes; Tremellales; Tremellaceae.